Aspergillus bombycis is the source of this 777-nucleotide messenger RNA. It is a transcript of the gene efm7, whose product is annotated as putative nicotinamide N-methyltransferase Nnt1. The record is from RefSeq and is a predicted model, not a curated record. NCBI's taxonomy places the organism in Eukaryota, Fungi, Ascomycota, Eurotiomycetes, Eurotiales, Aspergillaceae. The coding region runs from base 1 to 777 and encodes 258 amino acids. Gene Ontology annotation, molecular function: protein-lysine N-methyltransferase activity. The transcript has 3 exons. Gene Ontology annotation, biological process: peptidyl-lysine dimethylation.
AUGGCGGACGCAGAUGACUUCGAAACGGGGGACCUGUUCAAGGACCCCGAGGGCUUCUACGAGCCUGAGAAGGAGCCCACCUUCGCCGAGCACCACAUGCUCUCCGGCCAAACGGUGCGCGUGCGCUUAGUUGGAGACCAUCCUCUAUAUGGUAACCUCCUCUGGAACGCCGGCCGAACCAGCUCCCACUACAUCGAAGAACGUGCGCACGAGCUUAUCGCCGGCAAAGAUGUGCUCGAGAUCGGCGCCGCCGCCGGCGUCCCCAGCAUCGUCGCCGCGGUCAUGGGCGCCCGCACCUCCGUGAUGACCGACUACCCGGAUCCCGAUCUCGUCGGCAAUAUGCGCUACAAUGCGGAGAUCUCCGCGCCGUUGAUCCCCAAGAACUCGUCCCUGCACGUUGACGGAUACAAGUGGGGGAGCCCUGUGGAACCUUUGUUGGCGUACCUGCCAGCUGGGUCGACGGGGUUCGAUGUCCUGAUCAUGGCGGAUGUGGUUUACAGUUGGCGGGAGCAUGGCAAUUUGAUCAAGACGAUGCAGAUGGCGCUGAAGAAGUCGCCCGAUUCUGUCGCCUUGGUGAUCUUCACCCCGUAUGAGCCGUGGUUUCUGCCCAGGACGGAGACCUUCUUCCCGUUGGCGGAGCAGAAUGGAUUCCGUGUGACGAAGAUCUUCGAGAAGCUUAUGGAUGCCGUCUUGUUUGAGAAUGAUCCUGGUGACGAGAAGCUGAGGAGGACCGUUUUUGGAUACGAGAUUAGAUGGGCCGACGAUCAGCUCAAAUAG